Haliaeetus leucocephalus (bald eagle) is the source of this 1863-nucleotide messenger RNA. It is a transcript of the gene FAM124A, whose product is annotated as family with sequence similarity 124A. The transcript has 4 exons. The record is from RefSeq and is a predicted model, not a curated record. NCBI's taxonomy places the organism in Eukaryota, Metazoa, Chordata, Aves, Accipitriformes, Accipitridae. The coding region runs from base 1 to 1863 and encodes 620 amino acids.
AUGGAGAAGCAGCCCGGCGGCGAGGACGACUGCGUGGACUCGGGAGCCGAGACGGGCGGGGGGAGGAAGGCCCUAAGAGGCCGUGGGCUUCGAGUUCGAGCUGCAAAGCGCCUUGUGCCGCCUCAGCGGUGGGGCCCGGGGCUGUGGGCACCUCGGUGGGGGGCUUGGUGCCGCAGCGUCCCAGUAUCCCGGGAUAACUGGUGCUGGGGAGAGUCUGGAAGCGUGCCCAGCUACCUGCGCUGUCCUUGUCCGGACAGCAGCAGGCAGGCUGAGCUGACCAUCCUUAGAAGGGCCAUCAGAGAGGCACCCCAAGAGCAGGGUGAACUUUCUGUGGAAGGCAUACAAGACCCAUUCCUUGUUAGUGUACAUAUUAUCACAGACCCAGGUGAAUCCAAGACUCUUCAGCAAGCCAUCGAUAAGCUUCUAGCCUGGAUCCAUCCAGACCUCCAGCUGUUUCGAGUCUCAGAAAGACGAGUGCCCAAGAAGCGCAGGAAGCCAGGUAAGGCUGGUGUUUCCCAGCCAGCCCUUGCCGUCAUUCUGUUUCUGCAGGAGGAAUAUGGAGAAGAACCAAUCUUGCAGCUCCACGAGACUUUUCAGCGGCCGCCUUGGCAUUACCACCACACAGAGCAAGUGCAUGGGAAGUUCCUCCCUUACAUGCCAUGCAGCCAGGACUUUUACACUUUGGCUCCAGAGACUCCUCUGUGGGCCAUUCGCCCAGUGCACUACGGGAAAGAAAUUAUCCGCUUCACUAUAUACUGCAGGAAUGAAAACUUUGUUGACAUUUUGAAGUUGUACGAGUUAAUACUGAAAAGACCAGUAUGUCAGAAAAAAACAGACUUUUGUGUUUUUCCUGUCUAUUCUAACAUGGAAAUAGACAUUCAGUUUUCUUUAAAAAAACUUCCGAAGGGCCAGGCGCCAAUCCCGACAGAGUCAGCAGUGCUGGAGUUCAGAGUAAAAGAUGUGGGGCAGCUUGUGCCUCUCUUGCCCAACCCUUGCAGCCCUAUCAGUGAAGGCAGGUGGCAGACGGAAGACCAUGAUGGAAAUAGGAUCCUUUUGCAGCAAACACGCAGUUGGUGUAGGAAGACUGCAAAGCAGAACAAGCAACCAUAUCCAUCUGUGUCAACAGAUUCCCACUUCACCACUCUGCCAGCCUUUCUUCCUCAGAGCCACCGAUCUGUACCUGAACAACCAAAAGAAAUGGGUCAAAACAAGGUACAUCACACAAACGGCCUUGGUCAUUAUCUUGGUUUCUCCCAGCAGGACUUGAGACGCAGUGAUCGAGGAGACUUCACACGCAGAUCUAGCAGUGCCUCCAGCAUUUCGUGGUCAUUUCAGCGAAGCAAGUCUCUGUUCUGCUUGCCCACAGUGAACUGCUCCUCAGCCUCAGAGAUUUUUCAUUUCAGUGAACCAUUUCAGUUUUUAAAUACUGGCUCACCUGCAACCAGGUUAAAAACAUGGAGAUGCAGCCCCAGGCUUAACAUUGACGACUUGGAGGGUGCACAGGAGACUGAUGUAGACACAGGGAUGAAGCUUUCCUUCUCAGACCUGUCCGUGGUCUCUGCAUACUCUGCCCUUAAUGGAUUUUGCAACGACCUGGAAGCCUCUCUUCCCCCACAGAAACGGACUCUCAGUAAGGCUAAAGAGGCAGCCACCAGUGGAAGGCCUGCAUCAGCCAUGUGCAAUACCUUUGAGUCAGCUGAUGGUUCACUGCCUUCUCUUUCUGAAAGGUCUUCCAGCUCAUUUGUGUCAGCAUCUCUCUCCAAGCAGCCCAAACAGUCCUCGAGAGCAGCUCCUUGUUCUCUGGAUGGUCAUGGUAGUGUUUGCCCAGCUUCACCAGCGAACGAAGAAGAGUUUUACAUCUGA